GUGCCUGCGGGGCUGCCGGGGCUUGGUGUCCCCGGGGUCGCACUCCCGGGGUUCCACUCCCAGGGUUGCGCUUCCGAGGUCAGGGUCGGGGUCAGGCCUCCAGCGCCUAGGGCAGCGCCAUGGGUCCACCCAGCCGGAAGUCCGCUCCUCAGACCCGGUGUGGGCGGGGACCCGGCGCAGUGCUGCGGAGCUGGUCUCUAAAGAGGGCUUCUCUACCUGGGCGCUGAGCUUCUGAAGGCUUCUUGUGGUGGGGGCUGUUUCUGUAUCCGAGGCUCGUUAGCAGCAUCCCUUGCCUCUACCUGCUACGUGCCUCUCGCACCUCUUCUCCAUUUAUGGCAACCAAAAAUGUCCUCUGGGGAGCAACAUCGCCCAGUUGAGAACCACCGCCCUAGCAGAGGCCCUUGUGUGGAGAGGACCAUAGAUUUACCCCAAAAACUACUCGGUGAACCUUUGUCAUCUGGCAUUUUACUGUUCCAGUGGGCCACGACUGUGCUUCCGUCGUCCUUUGAUGUCCUGAAAACUGGUUUUUUAAAAUGGAAGCCAGAUUAUGACAGUGCCGCUUCUGAAUAUGGAAAAGCAGCUGUUGCUUUUAAAAAUGCCAAACAGUUUGAGCAAGCAAAAGAUGCCUGCCUGAGGGAAGCUGUUGCCCAUGAAAAUAAUAGGGCUCUUUUUCAUGCUGCCAAAGCUUAUGAGCAAGCUGGAAUGAUGUUGAAGGAGAUGCAGAAACUACCAGAAGCUGUUCAGCUAAUUGAGAAAGCCAGCAUGAUGUAUCUAGAAAAUGGCACCCCAGACACAGCAGCCAUGGCUUUGGAGCGAGCUGGAAAGCUUAUAGAAAAUGUUGAUCCAGAGAAGGCUGUACAGUUAUAUCAACAGACAGCUAAUGUGUUUGAAAAUGAGGAACGCUUACGACAGGCAGUUGAAUUAUUAGGAAAAGCCUCCAGACUAUUAGUACGAGGACGUAGGUUUGAUGAGGCGGCACUCUCUAUUCAGAAAGAAAAAAAUAUUUAUAAGGAAAUUGAGAAUUAUCCAACUUGUUAUAAGAAAACAAUUGCUCAAGUCUUAGUUCAUCUACACAGAAAUGACUAUGUAGCUGCCGAAAGAUGUGUUCGGGAGAGCUAUAGCAUCCCCGGGUUUAAUGGCAGUGAAGACUGUGCUGCGCUGGAACAGCUUCUUGAAGGUUAUGACCAGCAAGACCAAGAUCAAGUGUCAGACGUCUGCAACUCGCCGCUUUUCAAGUACAUGGACAAUGAUUAUGCUAAGCUGGGCCUGAGUUUGGUGGUUCCAGGAGGGGGAAUCAAGAAGAAAUCACCUGCGACACCACAGGCCAAGCCUGAUGGCGUCACUGCCACAGCUGCUGAUGAAGAGGAAGACGAAUACUCAGGAGGACUAUGCUAGUAUUUUGCUUGCUGAAAAGAAAAGGAAAAUAAAGGGGAAAUCCUGACAUGCAUAUUUCAAGGACUUGGGUCUAGAUUAGGGAUAGCUGUACUUCAUUACAGUCGUGAUUUUAGAUCCUAAUAAAAACUAGUUUUUAGUUACCAUCUUCCCAAAUCAGUCAUAUCCUUUAUCUGUGAAGCAUAUCUUUUUCUUUCCAUAAGAGCUUUCUUAAGACACCAGCAGGAAUUAACAGAAAAUCUACUGUCAUGUUUUAAUACAGUUGAUUAAAAAAUUUACAAGCCAAAUUAUACAUAAAUUAUGUUCUAAACAAAAGGGGUGAUAAGCAUAGGUAUUCUUCUCUUUUAGACAGUUGUAAGUUACUGUUAGUGAAUUGUGUUUUACAUUUUAUUUAAUAAUUGCUGCUAAAAGUGAUGUUUACUGGUAAAAUUAUUUUAAAAUUUGUUUUGUUUGGAAAAGGAAAUUUAUCCCCUAUGAUGUUAGAUACAUUUAAAUUAUUAAGUCUUUUCAGAGAUGAGAUGGGAACAGGAAGUUAUUUUGAGCCUUACAAUAUUAUUUAGCCCAAUUAAAGGUGCACUGAAGCUCUUAAUAUAUGAGUUUGAAAAAUUUUGAAGGUAGCAUAUUAAAGUGAUUCUAUAAAUAUCUUCAGUCCUCUCUGAAGUGUAGGUAUUUUUUCCUUCUAAAAAAUAUAUAGUGACUGUCUUCAUAUCUACUUGGCUCUUAACCAAAUAGGAGCUGAUAGCUGAUGAAUACCAUUUUUUUUUUUUUUUUUUGAGACGGAGUUUCCCUCUUGUUACCCAGGCUGGAGUGCAAUGGCGCGAUCUUGGCUCACCGCAACCUCUGCCUCCUGGGUUCAGGCAAUUCUCCUGCCUCAGCCUCCUAAGUAGCUGGGAUUACAGGCACGCGCCACCAUGCCCAGCUAAUUUUUUGUAUUUUUAGUAGAGACGGGGUUUCACCGUGUUGACCAGGAUGGUCUUAAUCUCUUGACCUCGUGAUUCACCCGCCUUGGCCUCCCAAAGUGCUGGGAUUACAGGCGUGAGCCACCACGCCCAGACCCCCCCCCUUUUUUUUUUUUUUUUUUUUAAGACACAGUCUCAUUCUGUUGUCCUGGCUGGAGUGCAGUGGGAUAAUCACAGCUCCCUGCAGCCUCUCCUGGUCUCAGGUGAUUCUGCCACCUCAGUCCUGAGUAACUGGGACUAUAGCAGAUAGCUGGGACUACAGGCGUGCACCACCAUGCCAGAGUAAUUUUUUUUUUUGGUAUAUUUUGUGGAGAUGGGGUUUCUCCAUGUUGCAUAGGCUGUCCUCAGGCUCCUAAGCUCAGGCCAUCUGCUGCCUCGGCUUCCCAGAGUGCUGGGAUUGUAGGCAUAAGCCACCUCUCCUGGCCUGCAAAUAUCUUUUUUAUGCAUUGUAAGAACCAGGUAAUGUUUCCAUCAACCUAGUACAGCUACAUUUCUUUUCUCCAGAAUAAAUUGGUUUAUUUUGAUUUUAACUCCUUCGUAACUUGAUAUGGAAAAUGCUAUAUAACUAUGAAAAUUUAGCUGAAAGGGAAGAAUCGUUUUAGAAAGACAUGUAUUUAAAACACUGCACUGCCAAUAUAUUGAUCCUUUAUAGUUAUUUCCUAAAAUGCUGAUUUUGAAACAUUCCUUUUUUACCCUAUGUGGCUUAGACCCAUCUCAUAAUCUGUUAAUUGGAAAGAGGCUGCAGACACCAGCAUUGUGCAUUCUGCAGGUACAUGCUACUUAUUCAUGCCCUGUCUAUAUCUCUUUUAGAGUCAUACCUUAAAUUUUGAGUAUAGGAUGCUUAAUUUUGCUAGACUUUCUAAAAACAGGGAGUAUCAGAAGUGAUUUUAGUCGCAGCUAGUUCUGUAGGAGAGCUUAGACAGAAUAACAUUUUUCUUUGGGAGGUGGUCUUGGGUACGUGGAUGUUGGUAUACAGUUUUUUAUUGUAGGUCUGAUAUAAAACUCUAAUGAAUUUAAUGUUUUUCUUCCUUAAUUUAUUGGCAUAGUUCUUCAAGUAGCAGCUCAUUUUUAUUAAUGAUACUGGAAUUAACUAUGAACAAGCUAUAUUUAGACAUUUGCAUUUAAGGACAUUGCAGUGUUUCAGAAAAUCCAUCAUUGCUGCUUGUAUUCUUUACUUUAGAUCCAGUCAGAAAAUUCUGGAGUCUUACAUUAAUGCUCAUUUGAGCUAAUUAAUAAUCUGUUUAAACAGAUUUGGCAAUACUUUAAAGAUGUUUUAGACUAUUUGUUUAUUGAUCUUAUUACCCAUUAAAGUCUUGGGGAAGAAUUUUUUUAGUUUUACUCUUGUGUACCGAAAACUUUUUUUUUUUAAAGAAAGGUGAUGAUGAAGUGUAUUCUGUAGCAGCAGCGCAGCUGGCCUUUAAAUCACACAAAAGGCCGUUUCCAAGUACAGCCUCCUUAACCCUUCUUGCCCAUGGUUAAGAUUGAAUAACUAGGACUUGAGGAUAUUCUUUGUUGUCAGGGUUAUUCUAUGUGGUGAAGAAUAUUUGUUUCACAUUUAAACAUUUUCUUUUUCUAUUCACGUUAAGUUUCUGUUUUGAGAAUGUAGUCAGAAGUAUAAAACUUGGUGUUUACAAGAAAAAUCGUCUUCCAGAACUCCACUGUCAUCACUUUCACCAAAGUGGAAGUCUGCAUGAAUAUGCUCAGAAUUUAAUAUUCAUCGUUCUGUUACAUUGUAAAUGAAGUCCAGCUACAAAAUAGACUUAAUAUAUUGAAUUUAUUUGUACAUAUGCAGAGUAUGGUAUUUGUGUAUGAAAUCUGCUUUAUUCCUAUUUUUUUCAGCUCUGAUGAGUAGAAUAUUAAAUGUGUUAUUAUGGAAAUACAGAUUAUUGCUUCUAUAGGAAGAUAAUUAUGAAAAUAAAACCUGAAACUAUAUAAAUAUGA
Callithrix jacchus (white-tufted-ear marmoset) is the source of this 4292-nucleotide messenger RNA. RefSeq names its product NSF attachment protein gamma (gene NAPG). Gene Ontology annotation, molecular function: syntaxin binding; soluble NSF attachment protein activity. The record is from RefSeq and is a predicted model, not a curated record. Gene Ontology annotation, cellular component: vacuolar membrane; SNARE complex. Gene Ontology annotation, biological process: intracellular protein transport. NCBI's taxonomy places the organism in Eukaryota, Metazoa, Chordata, Mammalia, Primates, Cebidae.